AUGCCUUCCAUCUCCAUCUCGGGGAUCGACCUGUCGGGCUCCUCAGUCCACAUCUCGAAUUCUAACGGAGGCUACACUAGCAUCUCGACAUCAAACGGAGUGUCUAUUCAGAUCUCUACCUCCAGCCACGUCACCAACGGCAAUCUCGCAAUUUCGGGUGGCACUGUUCACACCAACGCAUCCCCGAAGAAAAAGAAGAAAAAGUCCUCCAAGACGCCGAAACAGCCCAAGCAGGCAAAACCCCCAAAGAUUACCAGUGCCCGCGUUCCCAAGGCGUUACCGCCCGCUCCUCCUCGAAGCGUCGCCUCCUCGACAAGGCGGGACAUCGAGCCCGAAGACGGUUACUGCUGGCUGCUCCUCUUCAAGUCGAAAUACUGGAAUCAACUGCGCUCAAUGUACGGUCCGAAUACAGUGCACCAGGUAAACGCCCCUCACGGCGUACUGCGCGAGUUUAUGCGCCAGUAUCCACACAUGGUCUCUUCAAGGAGGGACCUGAUACGGCAACAGACGGCGCCCAACCUCAGCCACAUAAGUCCGCAUGGUAACAGUUCACCCUGGGAGAUCAUGGGAUGGUAG
Parascedosporium putredinis is the source of this 576-nucleotide messenger RNA. The record is from the annotation of a GenBank genome assembly. NCBI's taxonomy places the organism in Eukaryota, Fungi, Ascomycota, Sordariomycetes, Microascales, Microascaceae.